GUACCGGCACCGGCACCGCUCCAAUUCACCCGGCACCGGCUCCAAUCCCCCCGGCACCGGCACCGGCACCGCUCCCACUCCACCGGCACCGGCACCGCUCCAACCCUUUUCCUGCUCCGGCACCAGCACCGGCACCUCUUCAGCUCUCCCGUGCUCCGGACCUCUCCAAGCCUCUCCUGCUCCGGCACCGGCUCCAGCGUCCGCCCCGCUCCGGUGCCGGUCCCGCUCCAGCCGCUCUCCGGCGCCGGUCCCGCCCGGUGCCGGUCCCGCUCCGGUGCCGGCCCCGCUCCGCUCGCAGCCCGGCCCCGUUCCCGGAGCGGCCCCGCGGCUCCCGCAGCACCGCCCCUGCUGUGCCCCGCAGGAAGGAGGAAGGGACACGGCAGGAGGGAGGGAGAGCGACCUGCUCGGCGCCCGGGCUCUGCCAUCCCUGGCAGCUCGAGGGAAGAUGAACAAGAUGAAAAACUUCAAGAGGAGAUUUUCGCUCUCGGUGCCACGCACGGAGACCAUCGAGGAGUCCCUGACGGAGUUCACGGAGCAGUUCAACCAGCUCAACAACCAGAGGAACGAAGACCUGGCUCAGGGGCACCUGCAGCUGGCACAGCUGGGCAGGGAAGUGGCAGCUGACGGCAGCCCCGUGUCCCCGCCGGAGGGACAGGGCCGGUCCCCGGUGGCCGCCGUGCGCUACCGCAACCACGGCCAGCGCCGCUGCUCCAUGGAGGACGUCAGCAGGCGCCUCUCGCUGCCCAUGGACAUCCGGCUGCCUCCCGAGUUCCUGCAGAAGCUGCAGAUGGAGAGCCUGGAGCUGCCCAAGCCCCUGAGCAGGAUGUCCCGCCGGGCCUCCCUUUCAGAUAUUGGCUUUGGGAAGCUGGAAACCUACAUUAAACUGGACAAACUGGGAGAGGGCACCUACGCCACGGUGUUCAAGGGCCGCAGCAAGCUGACAGAGAACCUGGUGGCGCUCAAGGAGAUCCGCCUGGAGCACGAGGAGGGCGCUCCUUGCACGGCCAUCCGGGAAGUGUCGCUGCUCAAGAACCUCAAGCACGCCAACAUCGUCACCCUGCACGACAUCAUCCACACCGAGCGCUGCCUCACCCUCGUCUUCGAGUACCUGGACAACGACCUCAAGCAGUACCUGGAGAACUGCGGGAACCUGAUGAGCGUGCACAAUGUGAAGAUCUUCAUGUUCCAGCUGCUCCGUGGCCUGGCUUAUUGCCACGGCAGGAAAAUCCUGCACCGAGACCUCAAACCCCAGAACCUGCUCAUCAACGAGCGAGGGGAGCUCAAGCUGGCUGAUUUUGGAUUAGCCAGGGCCAAGUCUGUCCCCACAAAAACCUAUUCCAACGAGGUGGUGACGCUCUGGUACCGGCCCCCCGAUGUCCUGCUGGGCUCCACCGAGUACUCCACGCCCAUCGACAUGUGGGGCGUCGGCUGCAUCCACUACGAGAUGGUGACGGGCCGGCCGAUGUUCCCCGGCUCCACGGUGAAGGAGGAGCUGCACCUCAUCUUCCGCCUGCUGGGAACCCCCACGGAGGACACCUGGCCUGGCAUAACGUCCAACGAGGAGUUCAAGGCUUACAACUUCAGCCAGUACCGAGCCCAGCCCCUGAUCAACCACGCCCCAAGGCUGGACUCGGAAGGCGUCGAUCUGCUGACAAAUCUGCUGCUGUACAGAGCCAAGGGCCGGAUCUCAGCCCAGGCAGCCCUGCAGCACCCCUACUUCAGGAGCCUGGGGGAGCGGGUGCACCUCCUGCCUGACACCGCCUCCAUCUUCUCCCUGAAGGAGAUCCAGCUCCAGAGGGACCCCGGCCACCGGGGCUCGGCCUUCCCGCACUCAGCCCGCGGCAAGAACAGGAGGCAGAGCAUCUUUUAAACUGGGAUCUGGCGUCGCCCUGGUUGCCAUGGAGACGGCAGCGCUGGGAAAGGAGCGGCUCCCACCCGAGCCUGGGCACAGCCCCCGGCCCCAGCAGCGCCCAAACCCCCCCGGCACGGAGCUGGGGCCGUGUCCCCCCCUCGUUUGGGGUUGUCCCCUCUGAGAGCAGCCCCAGGGAGGAGCUGCCGACCC
Camarhynchus parvulus is the source of this 2062-nucleotide messenger RNA. RefSeq names its product cyclin dependent kinase 18 (gene CDK18). The record is from RefSeq and is a predicted model, not a curated record. The coding region runs from base 446 to 1870 and encodes 474 amino acids. Lineage: Eukaryota; Metazoa; Chordata; Aves; Passeriformes; Thraupidae. Gene Ontology annotation, biological process: protein phosphorylation. The transcript has 16 exons. Gene Ontology annotation, molecular function: ATP binding; protein kinase activity. Gene Ontology annotation, cellular component: cytoplasm; nucleus.